Yamadazyma tenuis ATCC 10573 is the source of this 672-nucleotide messenger RNA. RefSeq names its product Cta6p (gene CTA6). The record is from RefSeq and is a predicted model, not a curated record. Lineage: Eukaryota; Fungi; Ascomycota; Pichiomycetes; Serinales; Debaryomycetaceae.
AUGUACGGUGGAGACGGAAACUACACCUUUGUACACUUCACCAAUCCCAACCAGGUGUUGUAUAUGGAGAAGUGGAGUGACGAAGAUCCCAUUCCCUUUGAUGACAUUGAUACCCAUAGCUUAUUUGAGGCCACUUCAUCGUUGUUUCCGCAGUUUUUGUUGGAAGACGAAGAAGAUGGAGGAAUGCCCUUAAAUCCUGCUAAUUUCAGUGCCAACUACUAUAAGAACAAACGGCUUCUCAGGGACGUUUCCUGGAGUGAUAAUGGCAUCUUUGAUAAGUUUUUGAAAGAAGGGAACGAGCUGGACAACCGGGCUGACAAAACCAUCUUGAAACCUCUCCACAGUAAGGCCCUGUCUGAAACUGAUGAAUUCCCCAUUUCCCAGUUCCUCAGCAACGGAUUUGCUGCUCCUGAUAACCUCGACAUGAUUCUGUCACAUGAUAUUAACGACAGUAUCAUGGGCCAUAACACGAGCGAUAUUUCCAUCAACUUGAAUACUGACUUCAUUCCUCCCAAUUUCCCCAUGCCAAAGCGUAAUAAUUCCAAUAGUAACGUGAGUUUCGCCAACGGACCCGUGCAAACUCCCAAGGUGGCCAGAGUACGACAACCUUCGAAUGAUAGAACCUACCAGACACCGGUCGCCAGGAUCCUGAGACGUACUUUCACUGAAUGA